CUGUAGAAUUGAUCCAGUGGAGCGGCUUACAGUUGAAGAAUUUGUGCACCACCCAUUUCUUUCUGAACAUGCUCCAGAGAGGACCUUGAGUCGGACAUUAUCUGAAAUAAGAGAUGGCUUUCCAAUAAAUAAUAUCAGUCCAACAAGGCCUUCAAGCCAAAGUUCACAAGAAGAUUGUAUACCUUUUCCUUUGGAUGAUGAGUCAAGUGGACAGGAUGAGGGUCCAAUUCCUGACAGUAAGAGUCCGAUGAAAUCUUAUGGGUUUCCCACAGGUAAAAGAUUGGAUAAAACUUCAGGCCAGAGUCCAUCAAAACAUACCAGUCUGUUCUCCAGGUAUGUCUUGGGAAAUAAUCAUGCACCUAGUAGCCAACACCAUGGUCAUACUGAUAAAAUGACCAAGGAAAGCAAGAUUCAUGAAGUGCAAGGUCCAAAAGGUGUUUAUCCAGAAGAUCAGGAAUAUGUAUUUGUGUCUGGACCACACCCAGAGGGAUCAUCGUUUUCAACAAAUGCCUCUCAGCAGCUUAACUUACCGGCAAAAUAUGAUAAUUUGUCUGUUUCACCACCGAAGUUAACUUUCUUGAGUGCACCAAUGCCGAUAAAUGGUUUGCCGAUUAAUAGACAACAAUCUGCUGGGACUGGUAGCUUCGACAGCCACUAUUCUCCUGCAUCUGUCACUUCACAGGGAUCUGCAGAUAUAAGUGAUGCCAUGGAUCAGCCCCCAUCUGAUUAUCUGACGAGGAUUAGAUUGUUGGAGCAAUAUGCAUCAGCCAUAGCAGGGUUGGUCAGGGAUGAGAUAGAGAAACAGUUUCUCUCCGAAAGUGCCCCAUCUGUGAAUUAA
Zea mays is the source of this 838-nucleotide messenger RNA. RefSeq names its product serine/threonine-protein kinase ATG1c. The record is from RefSeq and is a predicted model, not a curated record. NCBI's taxonomy places the organism in Eukaryota, Viridiplantae, Streptophyta, Magnoliopsida, Poales, Poaceae. The transcript has 4 exons. Bases 248 to 838 code for a protein of 196 amino acids.